This is a messenger RNA of Ficedula albicollis (Collared flycatcher), 959 nucleotides long. Its product is annotated as 1-phosphatidylinositol 4,5-bisphosphate phosphodiesterase beta-3-like. The transcript is spliced from 7 exons. The annotation marks the transcript as partial. Gene Ontology annotation, molecular function: phosphatidylinositol-4,5-bisphosphate phospholipase C activity; calmodulin binding. The record is from RefSeq and is a predicted model, not a curated record. Gene Ontology annotation, biological process: lipid metabolic process; phosphatidylinositol-mediated signaling. NCBI's taxonomy places the organism in Eukaryota, Metazoa, Chordata, Aves, Passeriformes, Muscicapidae.
UGUUUUUGGGGUGUUUUUGGGUUAAUUUUGGAAUUUUUUGGCCAGGCCAGCUCUCCCUGGAGGGGUUCUGCCGCUACCUGGGCGGGGACGAGAACGGGAUCGUCCCCCUGGAGACGCUGGGGCUGCACCAGGACAUGACCCAACCCCUGAGCAGCUACUUCAUCAACUCCUCCCACAACACCUACCUGACAGCGGGGCAGCUGGCAGGCCCCUCCUCCCCCGAGAUGUACCGGCAGGUGCUGGCGCGGCAGCAGGCGAAGAUGGCCGAGUGCUGCAGGAGCGUCCUGGGGUGGCGCAACAGGAGCUUUGAGAUGUCGUCGUUCGUGGAGACGAAGGGGCUGGAGCAGCUCACCAAGAGCCCCCUGGAGUUCGUCGAGUACAACAAGCGCCAGCUGAGCCGCGUUUACCCCAAGGGCACCCGCGUGGACUCGUCCAACUUCCACCCGCAGCUCUUCUGGAACGCCGGCGUGCAGAUGGCAGCGCUCAACUUCCAGAGCCUGGACGUGCCCCUGCAGCUGAACCUGGGGCUCUUCGAGGCCAACGCCGGCGCCGGGUUCCUGCUCAAGCCGGAGCCGCUGCGGCGCCGCGACAAAACCUUCGACCCCUUCGUGGAGGAGCGGCUGGACGGGAUCGUGGCCAACACCCUGAGGGUGCAGGAUCGGGACCGGGCCGAACCGCAACUGGAUCGGGAUCAGGAUCGGGAUCGGAACCGGAACCGGAACCGGAUCGGAACUGGACAUAGGCACAACCCGAACUGGAUCAGGAGCAGGAACUGGACCGGAACCGGACCAAGACCCGGAGGUGGAUUAGACCCGAACCAGGUCGGAUCCGGAUCUGGACUGGAACUGGAUCGGAUCCGGACCGGGUCGGACUGGGACCGGAUCAAAGACUGGGACUGGAUCGCGAACCGGAUCCGGAUUAGGGACCAGAACCGCAUCAAGACCCGGGGGAAGAUUUGA